This is a messenger RNA of Manis javanica (Malayan pangolin), 2175 nucleotides long. RefSeq lists its product as uncharacterized. Lineage: Eukaryota; Metazoa; Chordata; Mammalia; Pholidota; Manidae. The record is from RefSeq and is a predicted model, not a curated record.
AUGUCCGAGGCCACUUCGGGAAGCUGGAAUGGUGGUGACGAGAGCGGGUCUCCCCUCGUGGGCCUCUCACCGGAUUUUCUGCUACCUCUGGGCACCUUCCGCGCACGGUGCCGCCUCUGGGCUGUGGCGACGGCGGUGCAACGAAUAAAUCUGCUGAGCCCGAGACCUAAAAAGUCAACAAAGAAGGCCAGACGCCUCGUUACCGCUGCUGCGGCCCCAUGGCCCGCGUUGCCGCGGCUGUUCCCGCUGCGUAAUCCCUUCGUCGGAAACACCGACACACAAACGCCCGAUCGUCGGGGCUGGGGCGCCGCGCCCCGGGGCCAGGAGGAAAACAGCAGUGAUUCCGAGGGGGCGCUGGGACCCUCCUCGAGCGCGCCGCCUCCCCGGGACCCCUCCCACUCCCCUCUUUGCCGAGAGUUUCUGUAUUUCUUCACUUUAGAUGCUCCUGCAGACAAGGGUCGACUAGGGGAUGCGGACUGCUCAGCUGCUGUCCCGGGGCUCGGUUUAUUUAGGAAUUUCGCCCGAGUGGGAGCGAGGAACCGAGACCCUGGGCCGGAGGCCCGAAGCCUGGGGCCCCGGGGACACGCUGCUGGCUGGGUGCUGCCCUCGCCACCUGUCCCAGUCGCCCAGGCUGAGCGCACGGCGGAGCCCCCUCCCCGCCAAGCCUGCAGCCCCGCCCGCCAGACGGUGCCCGGGCGCCCCGAGACAUAUGCUGCCCGCAGGCCGCGCGGCCCGACGUGGUGCUCAUUGCCGAGGCGGUUCUCAGCGCAUCAAAAGCCCAGGCUUUCUUCAGCCGUAUGGGCCACGAGCCAUUCCCCAAGGACGGCCCCUCAGGCUGGGUGUUUACUCUUUUCCCUCCUGGCCUCCAGCUGCGAAGCAGUUCCUGGCGUCUGGGGCGCGCCAGCCCGAAAAGCGGCUCUGCGCCACGGGCAGAGAGCGAAGAUCUCCCAAAAGCCCGGCCGCGCCGCCCAGUCCCGGCGCGCCGGCUGGGAGCCGCUUUACUUGGAAACCCCUACUGAUAAGCAGGGCUUUAAGGCGCCCCUGGCCUUAAGGCCCUCUGCUCAAGCUCUCCCCACUCGCUUUCACGCAGGCCUGGGGCACCGACCGCGGAGCCGCGCUCCGGGAGCCUGGGCGGUCUGCUGGGGCACCAGGUGCAGGGUCCCCGCGCUCAACGUGCUGCGCCGCCCCUUUCGCUUCCGGCGGUGUGGGCACUGCCCAGCACCGCGUCCUUCAAGCCAGCGUCCUUUCCCGAGUUCCACUGUCAUCCUUGCCCUUUCAGCUACCGCCGUCUCCCCUGAUUCUCUGCUCUGCGGGAGGUGAAAACAAAGACCAAAAUGCCCACUAUCCUGCCAUUUGACCUGGGGUGUGUGUGUGAGAGAGAGAGCGAGAUAGGAGGCAGAGAGACAGAGAGACAGAGAAAUUCCCUAAGAAUCAUAAUUACAGAAGACUUCUCUUUAGCUUGGUUUCUAAAAAAUGAGUUUAAGUCAUUUCAUUAGUGGGCAUACUUCCUACACAACCCUAUUUUUCUCUUCAUCCAUUACUGAAGAACAUAAGUGUUGCAGUUUUAUUUCAGUCAGAUAGAGAAUAAUAAACAGACACUAAAGUACUUUUUUUUGUAAGAACACUAAUGGAAUGCUCUACGGUAGUCACCAUGGAUUAGGAUGUGCUGUUCCUUGCCAAUUAGUCAUGACUAUCCCAAUCUUCAAGCGAUUGACUCUUCACCUUUCUCUUUAGGGAAUCAGAGCCAGCACAUGCACACAUAUACUGUGAUAUAUAUUAGAGCCACACCAUAGGAUGUGUGUGAGCAGAUGUGCUGACUUAGAGGAACACACACCAGACCUUCCCAUCCACAAAACUGUCCCCAAAGCAUGAAAGCAAUAAAGUGAUCUGCUGAUUUUUGGUAAACCACAGAAAGCAUUUUAGACUUAAGGCUUUCAGCUAGGCAUUACUCUCAAUUAAGAAUACAGGAAUUUCUUCAUUUAAUUCCUUUCAACAUCAAAUGGAGUCACCUUUACAAAUUUAGCCAUGGAACUCUGACCACUCUUUUCAGUUUUUAGGCACAGGCACUUGGGGGGAGGGGGGGAGAAAAAAUUCCAUGUGACAUGUAAUACUUAAGAGAAGAUUUCAGUUCUUCUGACCUUUUUAUUUUCGUUUUGUCUAAUAAUGCAUCCUAAA